CUUGAGCGUGAAUUAUUCACGCGUUGCAUUCAGCCUCGACUUGUUGAGUUCUGCGCUUCUUCAGAGAUUUAUCAUUACUCAACUUUGCGGAAUCCAGGUGCUUUCUCUAGCUCACCAGCCUGGCUGCCUAGAUUUGCCCGACAUGGACUGGAGCUUCGCAUCUGUGACAUGCGUUGGGGUCUAACUGAUUGGGCAGUAGACAAUCAUCGCGUUGAAAGAAUCUGCCAUCACGAGAUAGACAAUAGCUCGAGAUCUUCGUCAGGGGCCUUUUUCCUUGUGAGUCAAUCAGAGAAAUCCUUACUUUCUGAAAUAACUUAA
Messenger RNA from Protopolystoma xenopodis, 318 nucleotides. The record is from the annotation of a GenBank genome assembly. NCBI's taxonomy places the organism in Eukaryota, Metazoa, Platyhelminthes, Monogenea, Polystomatidea, Polystomatidae.